Messenger RNA from Microbotryum saponariae, 4233 nucleotides. The record is from the annotation of a GenBank genome assembly. NCBI's taxonomy places the organism in Eukaryota, Fungi, Basidiomycota, Microbotryomycetes, Microbotryales, Microbotryaceae.
AUGCUACGAUUCAAAGCCGUCCCAUCCAGAACAGGACCUCUCUUUAUCCGCCAUCGAGGCCUACACACGACCCUCCCAUCCUUCACCUCCAGCACCAGCUCCACCUCCGCAACCAACCCCAAGUCGAAACCCCAGUCCAAAGAUCCCCUCGCGCAGUUCUACUCCAACAGCCUCCACCUACCCCGGACCGCAUUCCCUCUUCGUGCGGACGCGAAGAACAGGGACGGUUUGUUCUUUGAGAGAUGUACGAAGGGAUUGUACGAGUGGCAGAAGGUGAGUUUGGAGGUGGGAAGCGGCGAAAGUGGGGGUGAGCUGAACGAGGCGGAGUGGAGACGGUCUGUGGGGCGUAUAUGCUGAUGGGUAUUGGUAUGGUUCUAUCGGCGCUGUCAGGAUCAGGAUCGACCGUUGUGGGUCCUGCAUGAUGGACCGCCCUAUGCGAAUGGGAGCCUACACACUGGUUCGUAGAUCCUUCCCACAGCAAGCCAGGAAUUUUAUAGCGCCUCGCAGAAACUAGAUCUGGCUUAGCCAAGCAUGAACACCUUUUAACAGGCCAUGCGUUGAACAAGAUCAUCAAGGACAUGAUCAAUCGCUUCAAACUCAUCUCGGGAUACCGGAUAAAGUACGCUUAGCUUUCGGGGAGCCGCGCGCAAGCCAACCUAUAGGUGAAGUCUUACUUUCUCUUCUCCCCAGCUACAUCCCAGGCUACGACACCCAUGGACUACCCCUCGAACUCAAAGCCCUCUCAACACUAGGCAAAUCCGCCUCCUCUCUGACACCUCAACAAAUCCGAUCGGCAGCGAGAAAGGAAGCUUUGGCGGGCGUCGAGUUGCAGACGAACGAGUUCAAGACGUUUGGCGUAAUGGCCGAUUGGGAGGGGAGGUACGAGACGCUGCGGUGGGAAUAUGAAAAGAGACAGUUGGGCGUCGUGAGGGAGAUGGUCAGGAAAGGUGAGAUUGGGAUUAUACUUUUUUUACAAAGCGAAGUUUCUUGCUGACCCCGCUCGGGACGGAAAAUUUAGAUCUGAUCGUGAACCACCAAAGACCGACCCUCUACUCACCCUCAUCGAGGACCGCAUUGGCUGAAGCCGAGUUGGAAUACAAGGAGGACCACGUAUCCCGAUCGGUAUAUGUCGGAUUCAAAAUUGCUUCACUCGGCUCUGAGCUGGUCGAGGUUCUGAGAGAUCAAGGGGUGGAGGAGAGCAAGAUGGGGAACAUCGAACUAGCGGUGUGGACAACUACGGCUUGGACUUUGCCUAGUAAUGUGGUAAGCUCAACAACUUCCUUGGCCAAGACUUUUUUUACGAACCGUUGACUUGAUGGAUUGCUGUCCAGGCCGUGGCUAUUUCCGAGACGAUGGACUAUUCCCUCGUCGAAGGCAUGGAACCGGGCAGGUUGCUCGUCGUCGCAACGGAUCGGAUAGAAGCGUUGUCGGAAAUCUUUGGGACUAAACUGAAGAGUGUGGCGCAGUUUUCAGGUGAGUGCAGGGGAUACGUUCUACAACCGCUCGACGCCAUGACUAAUGAGAAACGGCGCGUCCACAUCUAUUACAGGCUCAUCACUUCUCAGAACGACCUACCUCAAUCCUCUGGCCUCCUCCAACUCUCCCUCCCCACCUCGUCCCAUCUUCCCCGCUUCCUACGUCACCUCCAUCACCGGUACCGGACUCGUCCACACGGCCCCAGCUCACGGCGUAGAUGACUACGACGCUUACCGCUCUCAUCAGACCUCUCAAUCCUCGCAAACGCCUUCGCCGAUUCUUUGUGCGGUUGAUGCGGAUGGGAAAUUGAUCGGAUCUGUUCUCAAGGAGAUGGCCGUUGAUGAGGUGAUCUCUAAGAGGUUGGAGGGCAAGAGUGUCUUGGGAGACGGUACGGGCGCGAUGAUUAAGGUGCUGGAGGAGGUUGGGGUGUUGUUGAAGGAGGUGGAGACGGUGCACAAGUUUCCUUACGAUUGGAGGACCAAGAAGCCUGUUAUCUUCAGGUCGGUCCUAUGAGAUCUCAGGGGGAUGCACUACAUGUUUAUCGUGCCGAAUCGUUCCUACCGAACCUUCGUUACAGGGCCUCGAGUCAGUGGUUCGCGAAUCUUGAAAAGGUCAAGGAUGAUGCCGUCAAAGCGUUGGAAAACGUCUCGUUCCACCCUCCCCGAGGUAGGUUGGAUCUCCCUUGCAUGCAAACACCUGUACUGACCAAGGAGUUUGAUCCGACCCCAGGUCAUAAAACGCUCGCGACCUACGUCCGAGGUCGAUCCGAAUGGUGCAUCUCGCGCCAACGAGCCUGGGGCGUCCCUCUACCCAUCGUCUAUUCCUACCCUGCGGAUGCGACCGACCCCAUCGCCUCAUCUAUACCCCUUCUCACCCCUUCCAAUGUCGACCACAUCAUAAGCGUCCUCGACUCCCACCUGCAAGGAACAGAUUAUUGGUGGAUAGGGGAAGCCGAAGAGUUCGUCGAACCCAAAGAACUGGAACGUUCGCAGAAGGAAGGUCGGGCCUGGCGCAAAGGGUUCGACACCAUGGAUGUCUGGUUCGAUUCCGGGACCUCUUGGACGCUCCUACGUGAACUCGGAGUCAGGUCCUCCAAGGGAGAGGAAGGCAAACCUUGGGCCGAUCUAUACCUCGAAGGAUCAGAUCAACAUCGCGGUUGGUUUCAGAGCUCUUUGUUGACUGCUGUGGCGGCAGAUGGGAGUGGGAAGGCACCCUAUGCGAAUGUGUUGACGCAUGGCAUGGUGUUGGAUGAGAAGGGGAGGAAGAUGAGUAAGAGCUUGGGCAACGUGCUGAGUCCCGCGACGAUCAUUCAAGGUGGAAAGGUGAGCUUUUACAUCCUCUCGCUCUCGCCCUUGAACUACCGGGACUAAUUCGUCGUCGGCACAUACCUGUAGAACCCCAAAACUCAACCAGCGUACGGUGUCGAUCUCUUGCGGAUGUGGGUCGCUUCGGUCGACUCGACCAAGGACGUCUUGAUCGGGCCUUCGAUCCUCGCGCAAACGUUCGAGACCUUCCGCAAGAUUCGGAACACGGCGAGAUUCAUCUUGGGCAAUUUGACGGCCACGGAAGGGUCCAAGAAUACAGAGAUCGACAUUGAGGUCGAGCAAUUGGGAUUGGUGAGUCCUCGGGAUGAGAGGGUAGGAAUGAAGAGGCUGAUCGGAUGUACUGGGUCGCACUUAGAUUGAUCGGUAUAUCCUACAUGAACUCUACGUCUUGGAAAAGACAACUCGAGAGGCGUACGAGAUCUUUAACUUUAGUCGAGGUGAGUUGUGCUUCACCCUACAAGCCCUUGACUCACGCCAUCACUGCUGAUUCUUGCCUCACUCCUCCCCAGUCUAUCAAUCCCUCGCCUCCUUCUCCAACACGACCCUCUCCUCCUUCUACUUCGACAUCAUAAAAGACCCCCUCUACUCCGAUCCCAUCGAUUCGACUCGACGUCAGCACAUCGUCUACAUCUUGAACCGCGUCUUGGACUCGUAUACGAUGGUGUUGGCUCCGAUUGCUCCAUUAUUGGCGGAGGAGAUUCACCAUUUCUCAACAGGGGCGAUGAGAGAUCCGGUUGCUGGGGAGGGGGAAUCCGCUUCAAGCGUGUUUGAGAAGCUUUGGAAAGAGCCGGUCAGUUGUCGCAUCGAAGAAGAUGACGAAGCGGAACUGAGCGAAAGACUCGAUUUCUACACUCCAGAAUGAGCGAUGGAUGUCCUCGGAGGCCAAAAAUGAGAUGGACGAGUUAUUGAUCGUUCGGGAACAGGUCAUGGGAUUGCUCGAACAAGCCCGCGCUGAGAGGUCAGUCGGCGAAAGAAUGAGCAUGUCUGCGAUGACAUCAUGCUUAACAAGUUACAGUUCCUCUUUACUGCAGAUUGAUCGGAAGCUCGACGGAGGCACUCGUUGAGAUUGAGAAUACGUCUCCACUCGUGCAGAAGCAUCGUGAGCAUUCACGGGCUGUCGUCGAAGGAGGUUCACGGUGCGCCAUCACUGAUGCUAGUCUCCUGCGCAGAUGACUCCCUCUCGGCACUCUUCGUCGUGUCCGACGUCGUAUUCUCCCCGGCGAACGAGUCACGAACUUCGCUCGAAGGGACAAGUCGAUCAUUCGACAUGACUCUCCCAUCAGGUAUGAAGCUCGUCGUCACCCCUUCAACGAACUACAAAUGUCCUCGAUGCAGGAGUCACUCGGUACCUAAGGAGAAAGAGGUCGGACACGUCUGUGAGAGAUGUGAGAUCGCAUUGCAGGGGAAGGAAAAGCCUUCCGUUAUGACCUGA